UGCUCUCGCGUUAGAAUUUGCUAGCAGCACGAGAAGACCUGAUCUCCAUUCAGAAAAGCAUUCAAUCAUUCUUCUCCAAACGCUGCGAUUCCAUCGAUAGUUCAAGGUGUCUUUGAAAUGGGCUUUUGAGAUACACAGCAGAAAACAUUGAGCAAUAUUUAUGGGAAAAUUGUGUGGAAAGCUUUUGGGGGAGAAGCACAUGAUGGAUGUGAUGUGGGUCUGAAUGAUCCUGCUACAAUAAUGGAUUCUAAUAUUAUCAUGGAGAGUGCAAUUGUAGAGCCUCGUGAUGAUAUGGAAUUUGAGUCACAUGAGGCUGCAUAUGCAUUUUAUAAAGAAUAUGCUAAAUCUGUGGGGUUUGGUACUGCUAAGUUGAGCAGUCGUCGUUCUAGAGCAUCAAGGGAAUUUAUUGAUGCGAAAUUUUCAUGCAUAAGAUAUGGAAACAAGCAGCAGUCUGAUGAUGCCAUUAAUCCCCGACCUUCUCCAAAGAUAGGUUGUAAAGCAAGCAUGCAUGUGAAGAGAAAGCCAAAUGGAAAAUGGUAUGUCUAUACUUUUGUAAAGGAGCAUAAUCAUGAGCUUUUACCUGCCCAAGCACAUUUCUUUCGAAGCCACAGGAGUACUGAUCCACUUAAGAAUGACGCUCGGAUACGAAGAAGGAAGAUCUUAGCUGCAGGGUCUAAACAAUUCAGUGCUUAUCAAAACAUUGAUUGUAUAGAGAAUUAUAUGAGAAAUCAGCAUGAUAAAGGGCGGAGUUUGACUUUAGAAGUUGGGGAUGCUCAAGUGCUGCUUGAGCUUUUUAUGCAUAUGCAGGAAGAGAAUCCAAAGUUCUUUUAUGCAGUGGACUUAAAUGAAGAGCAUCGAUUGAGAAAUGUUUUCUGGGUUGAUGCUAAAGGCAUGGAUGACUAUACUAAUUUUGGUGAUGUAGUUUCUUUUGACACUACAUAUUUCUCAGACAAGUAUAAAAUACCAUUAGUUCUUUUUAUCGGAGUGAACCAUCACAUUCAACCCACAUUGCUGGGUUGUGCAUUGAUUGCAGAUGAGACGGUAUAUACUUUUCUUUGGCUAAUGCAAACAUGGCUUAUAUCAAUGGGGGGACGAGCUCCACGAGUGAUACUGACCGAACAAAACAAUGCCAUGAAAGCAGCUAUUGCAGCGGUCUUUUCAGACACACGUCAUUGUUUUUGUUUGUGGCAUAUAUUAGAAAAAAUCCCUCGAAGGCUUGAUUAUUUGACUGUGUGGUAUGAUAGCUUUAUGGUAAAAUUUAAAAAAUGUAUUUAUCAGUCAUAUACGGAAGAACAAUUUGAAAAUAGAUGGUGGAAAUUAAUUGACAGAUUUAACCUUAGAGAGGAUGAAUGGGUUCAGUCACUGUAUGAAGAUCGCAGGCAAUGGGCACCUACAUUUAUGAGAGAUAUAUCUUUUGCUGGGUUGUCUCCACCUUUACGAUCUGAAAGUUUGAACUCCUGGUUUGACAAAUAUGUCCAUGGGGAAACUUCAUUGCGAGAAUUUAUUGAACAAUACAAACUUGUGCUGGAAGAUAGGUAUGAAGAGGAAGCCAAAUCAGAUUUUGAUGCAUGGCAUGAAACACCUGAGUUGAAGUCUCCAUCUCCUUUUGAAAAACAAAUGUCACUAGUAUACACACAAGAAAUAUUCAAGAAAUUCCAAGUUGAGGUUUUGGGAGCAGCUGCUUGUCAUCUCAAGAAAGAAAAUGAAGAUGAGACAACUGUUGCAUACACUGUCAGAGACAUUGAAGAUGAUCAGAAUUUCAAAGUGGACUGGAAUGAAUCAAAAUCAGAUAUUUAUUGUUCAUGCCGUUCAUUUGAAUACAAAGGUUAUCUCUGUAGGCAUGCUAUUGUUGUUCUCCAAAUGUCUGGUGUUUUUCGCAUCCCAUCUAAGUAUAUUUUGCAACGGUGGACAAAUGCUGCUACAAGUAGGCAUACCAUCAGUGAAAAAUUGGAUGAGGUGCAAUCUAAGGUCCGCCGUUAUGAUGAUUUAUGUCGACGAGCCAUAAUAUUGGGUGAAGAAGGAUCUCUUUCUCAAGAGAGUUACAAUAUUGCUCUAUGUGCCAUAAAAGAAGCUCUAAAGCAAUGUGCAAGUUUGAAUAACUCUGCAGAGACUGAUGCAAGACCCAACAACUUGGUUGUUCAUGCUAUUUGUGGAAGUGAGGAAGAGAAUCAAGACAGCAACACCAUAUCUAAAGACAAGGUACCCAAUCCGAAACUGACCAGCACAAACAAGAUUCCUAAGAGAGCCGAGGCUAGGAAGGAGAAGGCUAGUAAUGAAAAUAAUGCAAGCAAAAAAGGAAAGGUACCUUUGGAGGCGGAAGUGAUGAGCGUUGGAACACAAGACAACUUUCAUCAAAUGCAGGAAUUAUCCAACAUGAGGCCAGCACAGUUUCAUAAUGUAAUGCCAGCACAGUUCCAAAAUAUGGUGCCAGCAGUGUUUCAGAAUGUCAUGACAACACCAUUUCAUAAUGUGGCUUCAACAAAUUUGCACGAGAAGCGUAUCCCUCGUUAGGUCAAUCUCUUGGUUUGUUUUUUGUAAAGGUUUUCAUAUAAGCUACUUAGGAUUGUACAAAUAGGAGUUUAACAUUUUGCAUGUUCCUAAGAGAGGUCAAACAUAAAAUUGGAAGAGAGUAAAGCUUUGAUAUUAGUUUAUGCUUUAUUUUACUUUGAUAUUGAUAUAGUUGACAUAAGUUUGGGAUUCAUUUGUUGACCAGGAAUGUAAAGGUAAGUUGUUCUAAAUUGGGUAUGUUACUAUUCUAUUUGAGUUU
Molecule: messenger RNA, 2767 nt
Organism: Vitis riparia (riverbank grape)
Lineage: Eukaryota; Viridiplantae; Streptophyta; Magnoliopsida; Vitales; Vitaceae
Product: protein FAR1-RELATED SEQUENCE 4
Exons: 4
Coding region: 241-2511 (756 amino acids)
Biological process (GO): regulation of DNA-templated transcription
Molecular function (GO): zinc ion binding
Source: RefSeq, a predicted model, not a curated record